Messenger RNA from Klebsormidium nitens, 2788 nucleotides. The record is from the annotation of a GenBank genome assembly. NCBI's taxonomy places the organism in Eukaryota, Viridiplantae, Streptophyta, Klebsormidiophyceae, Klebsormidiales, Klebsormidiaceae.
GUGGCAGCAGCACGUAGGCAGACGCCAUGAUGAUGCAGUCCUGAGUUCUGGAGCAAUGCAGACAACCAUGUAGAAGCCGGCUGGAAGGAGGGCGCAGGAUAGGGUUGUGUAGGGUGUACUGGUAACAGCAUUGGUGCUUGGCUUGUCCCUUUUCAAUGGAAGGAACACCCUUGAACGACCAACUGGAAAGUAGUUGAUGAUUUUGUAAGUGACGGUGCACUUAGUGCUCAACGCACUGUGUGAAAGGAGCGGAGGCGAUCAGGGGUGGUGCAGCUAGUAGAAGGGCUCGAUCUCACCUGUGAUGCCCGGGAUGUAGUCGCCUGGCGGUUGGAAGUUGGCAACCUUUCUCAAAGUACUGGUCAUGCAAACCCGAAAAAGAUCCGUACCUUGAGCUUCAUGCAGAGCACUUGACCCUCAUCCACCUUUUAUUGUUCCUUAUGCUCUGGUUUGCUGAAACAGGACCUCGUUAGCAGCUUAAGCAUCAAACGUAACUGCGAGAGACAAGGUGCUAUGGCGGAGGCCUUACACAUCCUGAAGGCCUCAGCGCUGUUUGGAAGCUUUACAGGCAGCCAAAGGGAAGGGCCACGGAGAGGUCAUCAUUCAUCAUUUCCAGCGGCCGGUUUGCUUCGUCCACAAAUGCUGAAGACUUUACUGAUGCUCAGCAGUGCAGAAAGCAUUGCUUCGAAACCCGUAUGCCAGGAUGGGGUGAUAAGCAAGGCAAAGCUUGGGCGGACAGUCCCGCUAUCUGUCGUUGCACAAGCUCUUGAUGGAUCCGGGGCCAGUGGUGGGGGCGGAGGCGCGAGAGAAGCGGCCAAUGGUAAAGCCAGCGACUCUGCGGCAGAUUCCGUUCAUAUAGCACGGGCCAUCGAGCUCUCCAAAAGCUCAGAAGGCCUAACGGCGCCCCACCCGAACGCUGGCUGUGUGUUAGCGCACGGCUCUGAGGUUGUUGGUGAAGGCUUUCUGUAUGCUCAAGGGACCGAGAGUGCCGAAGCACAGGCGGUGCGGGCCGCUGGGCCUAGAGCAGCGGGAGCCACAGCUUACAUGAAUCUAGAACCAGGGGACUGUCAUGGGGACCGGAGAGCAGUCAAGGUGCUCAUUGAUGCGGGUGUCAAGCGAGCCGUGAUUGGGAUGCGGCAUCCGCUUUCACACCACAGGGGCAAGGCCAUCGAUGCUCUUCGGGCCGCCGGAAUCGUCGUCGAAGUUGGAGGAGAGGAAUACAGGCAUCCACCAACUGAGGAAGCAUGUCAAAAAGCGAACGAGGCGCUCGUAUACCGCAUGGAGUUCAAGCGCCCGUUCUCGGUGCUGAAAUACGCAAUGACGCUCGACGGGAAGAUUGCGGCCAGCACGGGGCAUGCGGCCUGGGUGUCUGGCAAGGAGUCCCGCCAGAAAGUCUUUGCGAUGCGAGGCCGCUCCGAUGCGAUCAUCGUGGGGGGCAACACCGUGCGGCGAGACAACCCCCGGCUGACGACGCGCCGUGAGGGUGGCCACCUGCCCGUCCGGAUCGUCAUGUCCCGGACGCUUCGGCUCCCCGAGGACGCCAACUUGUGGGACGUGUCCGCAGCCCCGACCAUCGUCAUGACGCAAAAGGGGGCACGGGAAGACUUUCAGGAUCGGUUGCGGCGGCGGGGCGUCGAGAUCGUGGAGUUUGACUUCCUGACCCCCGCCGGCGUCAUGGAUUACUGCUACCAGCGCGGAUUCCUCCAGGUGCUCUGGGAAUGCGGGGGCACGCUGUCCGCGCCCGCCAUUCAAGCUGGCGUCAUUCACCGGGUGAUGGCGUUUGUGGCUCCGAAGCUCAUUGGCGGUAUCACCGCCCCAACUCCCGUGGGCGAGCUCGGGUUCGUCGAGAUGACGCAAGCAAUGAACCUGUCAGACGUCAGCUACGACGUGGUUGGCCCCGACCUCAUGGUCUCCGGUUACCUCCAAACCCCGCACACCAACCCCAUUCGUCCCUUCUCCUGGCCUGCGCCCAAUCAGGAAACCGCCCCCAGCUCCGUCGCGGCCCCUCCCCCACCGCGACCUCGGAUCGCAUUCUACAAAGCCUGGGACCUCUACGGCGCCUUCUCGAACUUCUCCCCCCAUCCAAUCACGAUGCCGGAUCUAGAGGGGCGGGAAGAGGAGUGGCGCUCUGUGGAACACUUUUACCAGGCGCAAAAGUUUGCGGGCGUCAAUGACGCAAAUGCGGAGAGCGCCGUGCGGGGGAUUCGGGAGGCGCGGAGCUCGGAGGAGGCGGCGCGCAUCGGGCGCGCGCUCGAGCGGCUGCGGCCGGAGCUGGUACGGCAGGACUGGGAUACCGCAAAGGUUGAGGUGAUGUAUGGUGCAUUAUGUCGGAAGUUCCAGAUGCAUUCCGAGUUGUCAAAUCUACUAGUCUCGACGGGGGAUCUCGAGAUUGUGGAGAACGCGCCGCAUGAUUUCUUUUGGGGCAUAGGGCGGACAGGUCAAGGCCAGAAUCACCUCGGAAAGUUGCUGAUGCGGGUUAGACGAGAAUUGCAGGAGGUAUCGGAAAAGAGCCCGGCAGUAGAAGUUUUGCAAGAUGUAAGGUGAUGUCAAGUAGGUUAUCAAGAACGUUCAAGCUAAUCAGCAAGCCGAGUGGUCGAUAUUUUCUAUUGAUUGCGAAAUCUCUUCUUAACUGCGAGAGCUUCUUAGAGGACUGUGGGUCCCUCUUCCAAAAGAAAGUGAACACGUUUGAGCAGGUCAGCCCAAGGAUAUGUUGAGGCCUCGAUCGACUCUUCUGCCAAACCAUAUUUGUAGAGAUGAGGUGCUGGAGCGCUUGAGUAUUGUCGGCUUUAGU